CCCACCCCUCGCCGCACACGCACAGCCCGCGGCUCAUACCGUGUCCCCGCGCCCCCCCCCCCGCCGGUCUGUCGGGGCGGCGGAUGGCGCCGGCGGCGGCGGCGGGAGGCCGCUCGCUCCCGCGGGCAGGGCCGCAGCGCGCGUAGGGGCCGCGGGCAGGCGCCACCCCACACCAUGCUGGCCGCCGCUUGGCUGGGCAGGGGUUUCUGGGGGCUUCUUCGCGGCGCGGGGCGGAGGCGGCCGGGCGGCGGCGCAAGGCCUCUGGCCGGCCGACCCGGGGCGGUGGCGACGGCGGAGGGGCGCGGCGGCGGGGCGGGCGGCCGCCGCCAUGGCAACAGCGGCGUCUUCUGCCUGGCGGCGGCCGCGGGGACUCUGGCGAGGCCGCGCGCGGCGCCCGCCCUGCGGCAGCACCAGUGGCUGCUGCGCGAGCCCCAGCGGCUGCUGCGCGCGCCCGCCGCCGCCUGGCGCCUCCUCAGCGGCGGGAGCGGGCAGCGGCGGGCGGGGAGCGGCGGGGCCGGGCCGCCGGAGCCCCCCCGGGAGCGGCGUGUGGCGGGGCGCUACGCUGAGCUGUAUGAAAACCCCUGGACGAUCCCAAAUAUACUCUCGAUGGCAAGAAUGGGUUUGGCGCCAGUUUUAGGGUAUUUGAUCGUUGAAGAAAACUUCCGUGUUGCGCUAGGUGUCUUUGUUUUGGCCGGCGUAACGGAUUUGCUGGAUGGAUUUAUUGCACGAAACUGGGCUAAUCAGAAAUCAGCUUUGGGAAGUGCUCUUGAUCCUCUGGCUGAUAAAAUUCUCAUCAGUGUGCUCUAUGUGAGCCUAACUUGUGCAAAUCUUAUCCCAGUUUCACUUACUUCUAUGAUUAUUCUGAGGGAUGUAGCGCUCAUUGCUGCUGUUUUUUAUGUGCGAUACAAAACUCUUUCUCCACCGAGAACACUCAGUAGGUAUUUUAACCCCUGUUAUGCUACUGCCCAAUUAAAACCAACAUUCAUUAGCAAGAUGAAUACAGCAGUUCAGCUAAUUUUGGUGGCAGCUUCUUUAGCAGCUCCUGUUUUCAAUUAUGUGGACAGCAUAUAUCUGCAGACAUUAUGGUGCAUCACAGCUUUCACAACGGUGACAUCUGCGUACAGCUAUUACCACUACGGCCGAAAAACGGUUCAGGUGAUAAAUAACAAAUGAAGUAUUCCUGGAAGGACCGUGUCUCAGCAGUGUGGUGUGCUUUACUGCCGAAGAUGGUUGUAUUGCAACUGAGUUUUGGGUCAAGAAAUCUUGUUUUUCUGCUUAAACCAUGGCAUCGCAAUGAAGUGAAGUUUGAACAUGUACUGUGUAUAUAUAUAGAGAGAGACUUUUCAGUGUAUUUUUAAUUUGUUUAAAAAUAAGGUUGUUUACAAAAACAAAUAAAUAAUAUUCUUAAAGACACAGGUUACUGGUUGCUGCCACGUGCAUUCUGAAUAAUUUUAUACUGUUUUUGAAGUCAAAAUAUGCACUCUUCACUGGCUUUUUUUGUCAUCUUUGUGCAAGGCAGUGAGUAGGCUGAGAUCUGAGAAGAAAAAGCAAUUAUAAGAACAAGUUUGUCUUUGUACUUCAACCUAAGUAAGUAGACCAGCAUUGCUCAUUAGGACUUAAUCAGCUUGCAGCAGAAGAAAGUAUGUCAUCGAGGAACAGUACCUUCAGAAAUUUAAACUGGAGUGAUGGAAUUUUUACUUCAUAAUCUGUGGUGAUACAGAUGAGCCAUGAAGAGUUACUACUCUGCUCCCUUUUCUUUUUAAAUGGGAGCAGUGGUGAACUGUAUUCCUCAGAGAAGAGUUUUGAAUCUUGGAAGGGUCAGCUGUGCAGUGAAGAGUUUGUACCCAAAUGGAGUUACAUUUCUUAUACUGUAUAUUCAUUUCUAGUGAUUGAAGGGAACUCUUGUAUGUCCAGGUUCUUUAAAGCUUCUAAAGAUGCCGUUUAAUCUAAAUACCGUGGGAGAAAAAGGACAUUUUAAAUGUCCAAAUGGAUGGAGAGAGUGGAAGAAACCUUCAGAUGCAUGUACUGUCAAUUCUUCUGUACCUCUAGCUUCAAGAGGUGUGCGCUGUGAUCCCCCUCAGGCAAGGGCAGUUUGCACGUGUUCUUUGCCUGUCUCCACUUGCAAAAAGAUGCAGAAUAAAGAACUAGGCAGAACAGAUCAUGUUGAUCAUAAACUUAGGUUUUAUAUUUUAUCGAGCAACGUGGUAUUUCUUGUAUGUCAUAAAAAAGAGUGCAACUAUGAAGGGCUUAAAUAAUUAAAAUUAGGUGGUAAAUGA
This is a messenger RNA of Aquila chrysaetos chrysaetos, 2276 nucleotides long. RefSeq names its product cardiolipin synthase 1 (gene CRLS1). Gene Ontology annotation, cellular component: membrane; mitochondrion. NCBI's taxonomy places the organism in Eukaryota, Metazoa, Chordata, Aves, Accipitriformes, Accipitridae. The record is from RefSeq and is a predicted model, not a curated record. Gene Ontology annotation, biological process: cardiolipin biosynthetic process. The transcript has 7 exons. Gene Ontology annotation, molecular function: cardiolipin synthase activity. Bases 175 to 1173 code for a protein of 332 amino acids.